AUGGCGAAUACAUCAGAUGACAAAUGCCUAUCUAUACAAGAGCGUGACUGCAAAAGCGCAAUGAGCGAAAUUCCUGGCAAUGAUAUCAAUCCAGUGGUUGAAUUGUGUGUUUUUGCAAUUUUAUUUAAUUGCGCGGAGCCGAGCAUUUCCUUGGGUAGAUGCAAUCUUUCAUGCGAUGAAGACCAUCAUGCACAGGUACAAGUCAAUCAGGGUUUAUCAGUGGGACCACCGGGAAAAGCAGGCCCUGUUGGUCCGCCAGGCAGUCCCGGACCACCCGGAGUGAGAGGUCCCAUUGGAGAAUCAUGUGAUUGCACAAAAUACGACAACGUUCUCAGCAGGAUAGUUCAAAAUCGUUUUCGGGAUUGCGUUGAAGUGAAAUCUGUUAUAAGAACAAGUGGAGUGUCGGUGAUUUUUCCUUCAGAUGAAUAUGGUGGGGUGCAUGUCUACUGUGAUCAAGAUACAGAUGGAGGUGGAUGGAUUGUAUUUCAACGACGAGUCGGAGGUCCGGAAGAUUUUUAUCGAGGUUGGGAUGACUACGUCACUGGUUUUGGCAGCAAAGAGCUGGACUUUUGGUUGGGAUUGAAAACUAUUCAUCAACUCACAAACAACGGUACGUGGGAACUUCGAGUCGAUUUGAAAGAUUUUGACGGAAAUUCAGCAUUUGCUAAAUACAGUUUAUUUGCUGUGACUGGAUCGUCAGACAACUAUCGCGUCACCGUGUCCGGAUAUUCUGGAAAUGCAGGUGACAGUCUGAGCUAUCACAAUAAGAUGCCUUUCAGCACGAAGGAGAGAGACAAUGACCCCGAUACCAGAUCUUGUGCCACCUUGUACACAGGAGCGUGGUGGUAUAACAUGUGUCACGAAAGCAACCUGAACGGCGUUUACAAUGGGUCCUCCGUGGACGCAAAAGGGGUCUCUUGGUACCUUUGGCACUCAACCCACGCCAGUUUGAAACGGGCGGAGACGAAAAUAAGAAGAUUAGAUUGACAUUGGAAAAAGAUUUAAAUAAAGUUCGGUUUU
Styela clava is the source of this 1020-nucleotide messenger RNA. NCBI's taxonomy places the organism in Eukaryota, Metazoa, Chordata, Ascidiacea, Stolidobranchia, Styelidae. The record is from RefSeq and is a predicted model, not a curated record.